UAGCGACUCCGUCAAGAAACUGGAGAUUGAAAGCAAAAGUUAAAAGUUCAUGGGUGAGAAGACGACAUUUCAGAGCCGCAUAAAGCUUUCACAAAAGUUACUUAAAGAUGAUUAUAAUUUCACUAGUAAAUCAAUAGGAGCUGUGUUUGUUUGACCAUCACACACAUAGUUUCCCUAAAUAAGAUGAACUUCUCACAUGGUGGUUGAAGUGAAAAGGCUAGGUGUCAUUUCAUCAUUAUGGAGGACAGACAGAAAGAUGCAUCUGAAAUGAUGCAAAAUUCUCAGAAAACACCAUCUCCAGAACCCAGCUGUGUGUCUCUGAAGAGUGACAGAUCAUUGAUUCUUCCUCUUAACUUCAGUAAUGGAGCAGUGACCUCUGACCCCAGCAGGAAGAAAAAGAGGAGAUCUUCAUCUCCUGAUCACAGCUGUGUGUCUCUGAAGAGUGACGGAUCAAUGCCUCAUCCUCCUGACCUCAGUGAAGGAGCAGUGACCUCUGACCCCAGCAGUGUGAAUAGAGAUGAUCAGACCAGAGAUCCUCCACAACCAGUGAAUGAUGAACUACAGAGAGUCAAAGAGCAGCACAAAACCAGCAUGAAGAACAAGUAUGAGAGAUUAUUUGAGGGACUCAAAUUCCAGGAGAAUCAAACCCUCCUGAACAGGAUCUACACACAACUCUACAUCAUAGAGGGAGACAGUGAAGGAGUGAAUGAAGAACAUGAGGUUUUACAGAUGGAGAAACAAGCCAGAACAAAACACUCACAAGACACUCCAAUCUACUGCAAUGACAUCUUUAAAGCCUCACCUGAACCAGGAUGUGAGGAGAAAGACCAAAUCAAGACUGUUCUUACUAAAGGCAUCGCUGGAAUCGGAAAAACCGUCUCUGUGCAGAAGUUCAUUCUGGACUGGGCCGAGGGAAAAGACAAUCAGGAUGUAGAUUUCAUGUUUGUGCUUCCAUUUCGAGAGCUGAACUUGAUCCGAGAUCAUCGGUACAGUCUUCACAGACUUCUGCUGGUCUUUCAUCCUGAACUUCAAGAUCUGGACUCAAAGAUUUAUGAGGAGUGUAAAGUUGUGUUCAUCUUUGAUGGUCUGGAUGAAAGCAGAAUCACACUGAUGUUUUCAGAUGACCAGAAAGUUUGUGAUGUGACUGAGACUUCAUCAGUGGGUGUGUUGAUGUCAAACCUCAUGAAAGGAGAGCUGCUUCCCUCUGCUCUCAUCUGGAUCACCUCCAGACCAGCAGCAGCCAAUCAGAUCCCCUCCAAAUACAUCAACCGUCUGACAGAAAUUCAGGGAUUCAAUGAGUCUCAGAAGGAGGAAUAUUUCAGGAAGAGAAUCAGUGACCAGCAUCAAGCCAGCAGAAUCAUCUCACACAUCAGAAGAGCAAGAAGCCUCCACAUCAUGUGCCACAUCCCCGUCUUCUGCUGGAUCUCAUCCACUGUGCUUCAGAAACUCCUGAAAGAAGAUGUGAGUGCAGAAACCCCUCAAACUCUGACUGAAAUGUACAUCCACUUCCUGCUGAUUCAGAUCAACAUGAGGAAUCAGAAGUAUGAAGAGAGAGAUCCAGAGAAACUCCUGCAGUCCAACAGAGAAGUGCUUGUGAAACUUGCUGAAGUGGCUUUCAAUCAGCUGAUGAAGGGCAAUGUGAUGUUCUAUGAGGAGGACCUGAUUGAGAGCGGCAUAGACAUCACUGAUGCCUCAGUGCAUUCUGGGAUUUGCACUGAGAUCUUUAAGGAAGAAGCUGUUGUUCAUCAGAGUAAAGUCUACAGCUUCAUCCAUCUGAGCGUUCAGGAGUUUCUCGCUGCUUUCUAUACUUUACACUACCAUAUUUGUACUACAAUGGAAGCACUAAAGUUUUUUGCACUGCAUAAUAUGUUUGAAGCAGCAAUAGAUGCAUCUCUACAAAGUAAAAAUGGACAGCUGGAUCUGUUCCUGCGGUUCCUGCUGGGCAUCUCACUGGAGUCCAAUCAGAGACUCUUACAGGAUCUACUGACACACACAGAGAACAGCUCAGAGAGCAUUAGAGAAAUCACACAGUACAUUAAAGAGAGGAUCAAAGAUGGACAUGGACUCUCCACUGAAAGAUCCAUCAAUCUGUUCCUCUGUCUGCUGGAAGUGAAAGAUCAGACUCUGUCCAGAGAGAUUCAGGAUUUUGUGAAAUCAGACAAACACUCACAGAAGAAACUCUCUGCUGGUCACUGCUCAACAAUCGCCUACAUGAUUCAGAUGUCAGAGGAGGUGCUGGAUGAGCUGGAUGUUCAGAAAUACAACACAUCAGAUGAGGGGAGAAAAAGACUGAUACCAGCUGUGAUCAACUGCAGAAAAGCUCUAUUGUCCAGCUGUAAUCUCACUAGUCAGUCAUGUGAAAUUGUGGCUUCUGCUGUACAAUUUUCAAACCUGAGAGAGCUGGAUCUGAGUAACAAUGAUCUGCAGGAUUUAGGAGUGAAGCUGCUCUCUGAUGGACUGAAGAAUCCAAACGGUCAGCUGCAGAUACUGAGGUUAUCAGGCUGUAUGGUGACAGAGGAAGGCUGUGGUUAUUUGUCUUCAGCUCUGAGUUCAAACCCCUCACACCUGAGAGAGCUGGAUCUGAGCUACAAUCACCCAGGACAAUCAGGAGUGCAGCUGCUCAAACACAAACUGGAGGAUCCAAACUAUAAACUGGAGAAACUCAAUUUGGAGCAUGGAGGACAUUUAAGGAUCAUUCCAGGACUGAGAAAAUACGCCUUUGAUCUCACACUGGAUCCAAACACAGCACACACUCGUCUCAUUGUCUUUGAAGGGAACAAAAAAACAACAUGUGUUAAAGAGCAUCAGGCGUAUCCUGAUCAUCCAGAGAGAUUUGAGCGCUUUGAGCAGGUUCUGUGUGGAGAGAGUCUCACUGGACGCUGUUACUGGGAGGUUGAAUGGAGUGGCUGGAGUCAUGUAGCAGUGUCAUAUAAAGGAGUCAACAGGAAAGGUGGAAGUGACAGUCGGUUUGGACUCAAUGAGAAGUCCUGGAAUCUUUACUGUUGCGAUAAUAUUUACUCUGCCUGGCACAACAAUAACAGCACAAACAUUCUUCCGCCUUCAUCCCUGUCUACUAGAGUAGGAGUGUAUGUGGACGUGUCGGCCGGCUCUCUGUCCUUCUACAGCGUCUCUGACACACACACACUCACACACUUACACACAUUCAACACCACAUUCACUGAACCCCUCUAUGCUGGAUUUGGACUUUAUAAUAAUUCAUCAGUGUCUCUCUGUAGGAUUUAACAUCAUCUGAUCAGAAGAAAUUUUUUCUAUACCAAGUUUUGUCUGAAUACUCAAUUGAUAUUGGCCGGAAGGUGUGCUUUAAAGCUGUAGGUAUUUAUCACCGUUCCAUAUUAAUGUGCUGCUUUCAGUGCACACACACACACACACACAGAGAUUGCGCUACAGACAUUCAGGAGCACGAAAACGUCUUGUUAGCACUGUCUUGCAACUUACCUUAAUAAAACAUUAUAUUUCUUUGCAACGAGGGGUAACAUCACUGCUUCUGAAAUAAUUAAAACGCUGCUUAACUAUUAGAGGAACCUGCACAAUUACAUUUAAGGCAUUAUACAGACAUGCAUUUCCAGAGAAACAAAAGUGGAGGCUUGUUAGGCUUGUUUCACAGUGCAUGCUUAAGCGGAACAUAUGCCAUUUAUUUUAGCAACCAUAUUAGCAGCUUAUAGCGUUCCUGCUGCCCACAUUAGCAGUGGUGCCUAGUAGAACACUUCAGCUAACUUAUAACUGUAAACAAAGGCACUUAUUUUAGAUCCCAUAUCAUUAAAACUAUUUUCUUUUCUUUGCACUUCCAAACUAUCUUUUAUCAAGGUUUCUGUGGGUCAGCGAUAUGGUUUAAUGUGCCUCCAAACUCCUCUAACGGCUUCAAAAUUUCUGUCCAUUUUCAAAUAAACAAUCUGUUUCCUUUU
Molecule: messenger RNA, 3923 nt
Organism: Labeo rohita (rohu)
Lineage: Eukaryota; Metazoa; Chordata; Actinopteri; Cypriniformes; Cyprinidae
Product: NLR family CARD domain-containing protein 3-like
Exons: 9
Coding region: 238-3243 (1001 amino acids)
Molecular function (GO): protein binding
Source: RefSeq, a predicted model, not a curated record